Molecule: messenger RNA, 1799 nt
Organism: Plectropomus leopardus (leopard coralgrouper)
Lineage: Eukaryota; Metazoa; Chordata; Actinopteri; Perciformes; Serranidae
Gene: hapln2
Product: hyaluronan and proteoglycan link protein 2
Biological process (GO): glial cell differentiation; central nervous system development; skeletal system development
Cellular component (GO): perineuronal net; synapse
Molecular function (GO): hyaluronic acid binding
Source: RefSeq, a predicted model, not a curated record
GACCGCAGCUUCUUCCCAAAGUUAUGAACCAUCCUGAGAUUCAGACACUUUGAAAACACCGUCGUCAUGUGGGACAACGCAGGAGGAUGAGCCCACGUCUUCUCACAGGAGCUGAAAAAUCGACUCGCUUCAUGAUGAGCUGUGCCGCGAUUCUUCUGUUUGCAUGCAGCUGCUUCAGCUUGUCUGCAGCUCUGUACACCUCCAACACAGCAGCAUCCAAUAAGCUGAAGUACCUCCUCGAGCCGCCGGUGUACGCCGAGGUUGUGGCUCGAAGGGGAGAAAACGUCACCUUGCCGUGCAUCUUGAGAACCAAACCCAACCAUUACAAAGUGAAAUGGACAAAGCUGGAGCCGGAGCAGGUGGGGCAGGAGAACAUCAUCAUGAUAUCAAACGCAGUGGCCCACAAACCAUACGGCCUUCUUGGCCCGCGGGCUUCUCUCCGAAAGGCUCACACCAUGGACGCCUCCCUGCAGCUCAGUCGUCUGGAGCUGGAGGACGGCGGCAGGUAUCGCUGUGAGCUUGUCAACGGCAUCGAGGACGAAAGUGUUGUCAUUACCGUGAGGAUUGAAGGUGUGGUGUUCCCGUAUCAGAGUAAAAGCGGCCGCUACAGAUUCACUUUCCGUGAGGCUAAAGAGGCUUGCGCCGAGCAGGAUGGCAUGUUAGCGUCAUACAGCCAGCUCUACAGAGCGUGGACUGAGGGUCUGGACUGGUGUAACGCCGGCUGGCUCCAUGAUGGGAGCGUUCAUUAUCCUAUCAUUCACCCUCGACCUGCCUGUGGAGGAGAGAUGCUCCCCGGCAUCCGCAAUUACGGAGCAAAAGACAAAAACUACGAUCGUUUUGACGCUUUCUGCUUCACCUCUCAGCCGUCCGGCUCUGUCUACUACAUUUCGGGGUCUUUCUCCUUCGAGCAGGCAGGACACGCGUGUCAGCGUCAGGGCGCCGAGCUGGCGUUGGUCGGCCAGCUUUACGCUGCCUGGCAUUUCCAAAAGUACGACCAGUGUGAUGGCGGCUGGCUGAGGGACGGCAGCGUACGGUUUCCCAUUAACAAUCCCAGGGAGCACUGCGGGGGCAUCCCCGAGGCAGGGGUGCGCUCAUUUGGGUUCCCCAACAAGAUGACUCAUCUGUACGGCGCUUAUUGCUACAGGUAGCCAAAAAAAACAAAAACAAAAAAAAACCCAACCUCUAUCAGUGCCUCAACAGAGCUGAAAGGCCACGAUUUCACCUCACAACAUUCACAGCCUGACCCACCGCGAGAAACCUCCAUCUGAAACUGCAGACAUUCACUGACAGCACAAUUAUAAGAGUUUACUUGAAAUUUAUCAUAUUUAAACCUGAAUUAGUCACAUUGCAGCUGUCCACAGAGGCCGUUAGAUGCUGAUAUUUGGUUUGAUUUAGGACGUGACAUCAAUGUUAAAGACAACAUGUAAUCCAAACACGAAUUUAACAAACAAUACUGACAACAGAUGAUGUUAACAUUGAUUGGUUUUAAAUUGGAUUGUUUAGUUACCAAAAUCCAAUGUCUCAUGCCAACGUCAUUUUGACGCAGAUUAUCAACACGUUCUCAUCCCGAGUCCUCACAUGUUGCCACUUUGUCAGUGGACUUCAAUGUCUAAAUAUCAGGCUCUGGGUAUCCUUCUGUGUCUGCUGCUGACACUCCAGGAUGCCGCAAAAAUGAGAAGAAGUUAAAGCUCAGAACUUCUUCAGACCUGAAGUAUUUGGACAAGGCUCGUUCCAUUUGAAAACACGUUAGGUAUAUUUUAAACUGAGAUAUAAAGAGAAUUUUUUUUUCACUUCUUUCA